AUGGACUCUUCUUCCAUUACCUCCCCCAAAUCCUCCCCCUACUUCGAUUCUCUCACCCGUCGCCGCCAACAAAAGAAAAUGAGCAUCACGCAAACAUACUACCUCGCCCACACCGCCCGGAAGAAGCUCACUCGUGAAGCUUCCCGGGCAGAUCACGAUCUGCGCCUGCUCGUUGGCCACGCAAAUCUUCUCGAUUCGCUGAUGUAUGACCUCGCCGAUGCCGAGCGUGAACAAGAACGCUGGUUCAACCAGACCGUCAACGGAGCCACCAAGACUUCAGCUGCUUCUUCUCGCCAACACAUCCAAUGGGCUUCAACGGUUGUCGAAGAGCCCGAAGACGACUGGGACCCGGAGGAUGCAUCCGAUCUGGACUCCGAACUCAGCGAUAGCGAUAGCGACGACUACGAUGAGACUGAAUUCGUCAUUAACACACCUCCCACCCGCCGCCGCGCCCCAUCACCCGCAGCGCACUUCCACGAUGAUCUACUAUCGGAAGACGAUGAAGGCGACGACACAGAUUCCGACUUUGAAUACGACGAUGCAGACGAGCUGAGCUUGACUCGCUCGCCAUCGCGACAAUCACCACCUGAACUCCUUGCCGAUUCGGACGGGGAGUCGGAGGACGAGGCGACACCGCCCUCCCCGCCCCAGCCUACGCUGGAGGCAUUUCAUGAGAAGCCUGCUACAACGGCUAUUGCUUUGGCGGGCUCUGAUCAACCCCAUCUCUUUGAUCAAGGGUAUUUUGGUACACAAGAGCAGACCAUCAUCGAAGCUUAUUGA
Molecule: messenger RNA, 780 nt
Organism: Penicillium vulpinum
Lineage: Eukaryota; Fungi; Ascomycota; Eurotiomycetes; Eurotiales; Aspergillaceae
Exons: 1
Coding region: 1-780 (259 amino acids)
Source: RefSeq, a predicted model, not a curated record